This is a messenger RNA of Populus trichocarpa (black cottonwood), 1719 nucleotides long. Its product is annotated as bark storage protein A. Gene Ontology annotation, molecular function: catalytic activity. Gene Ontology annotation, biological process: nucleoside metabolic process. The record is from RefSeq and is a predicted model, not a curated record. The transcript has 6 exons. Lineage: Eukaryota; Viridiplantae; Streptophyta; Magnoliopsida; Malpighiales; Salicaceae. The coding region runs from base 467 to 1528 and encodes 353 amino acids.
CAGAUAUGCAUCGUCGGCAGCUCGAAAUCACUUGUAGUCUCCGAUUUACUCUCAGGCGAAACAAGAAGUCAGAUUAUUUUCGUUGUUUUACAUUAAUUAACAUUUUUUGCAGAUAAAAUAUAGCAACAACAAGAAGAUGGCAUGCAGAUCCAUACAUGAAGAUGAGAAUUUAAGCUCAAAAACAUUUAAUAAUAGGAUAUUAUGCUAAUUAUUGUCUUCUCUGCCUCUCUGGUCCUGUCAAGAGAUAGGACCCUGAUCUUGUCUAUUUUUAAAAGCUCCCACUUGGGCUGUCAACUUCAUGUGAAUUUACAUUUCUUUCUUUUCUAAAUAAAUAAAUCAAUCAAUCAAUCAAUAUGGAACACCAGAAAAUGAAUCACGAGGCAAGAAAUAAAAAAAAUAUAUCUACCAGAUCGAUGGAAGCGUUGACCGAGCAUAUAUAUACGUCUUUUCAUUCAAGCAAAUAGUAAUGAACUCAACCAUGGCUGCACGGUGUUUUGUAGUGCUGGUUUUUGUUUCUUUUCUGGUUAUGUCUGUGUCAGCCAUACCAUCAAAGAGGAGGAGAGGUUCUUUUAGCACAAUCAAACAACUCAACCGCAAAGGGCCUUUUAUUGGUCUCAUAACUGUGUAUUCACCAGAAGAAGAGGCAUUUUUCAGAUCUGGGGCGUUUAAGCCAGAUGCUAAACACCCUUUUGUGGAUCUCUCAGGCAGUAAUUAUGAUGUUGAAGGGCGAAGGUAUCGAGUGGGAAAAAUCAAUGGGAAGAAAGUCGUUUUCGUGAGAUGUGGGGUUGGAAUGACAAACGCUGCUGCGGUAACACAACAAAUGCUGGAUCUGUUUGACGUAACUGGGAUUGUUCAUUUUGGAAUUUCUGGCAAUGUGAAUGAUUCUAUGUCGAUUGGGGAUGUUACCAUUCCCAAACAAUUUGCUCACACUGGCCUUUGGAACUGGCUGAACCCGAAUGGAACUAUGGACCCGGCCGAUGUGGCUUACUUGGAGGUUGGAAGCUACAAUGUACCUGAAGGUGAUGGCGUGAAUCUACUGGGGCAGAUUGGAUACAGCACUGAGCAGCUCUUUUCUGUGUCAAGGGAGCCUAACACUGCUGUUUCAUUGUGGUGGAUGGAAGUAAGUCAGCAAUGGCUUCAACUUGCUAGGAGCCUUGAGGGGAUGGAACUGGAGAAGUGUGUUAAUUCAAGCUUGUGCCUUCCAGAGAAGCCUAAGCUAGUUGUUGGGCUCAAGGGCGCGACGUCCAACAUCUUUUUGGACAAUGCAGCUUACAGAGAUUUCCUCUUUCAAACUUUUGAGGUUUCAUCAUCAGACAUGGAAAGUUCUGCUGUAGUAAUGACAUGCUUGUCAAAUGGCUUUCCUGUGAUUGUCAUCCGAGGGCUGUCAGAUUUAGCUGGAGCAGAAUCAGGAGACAAUGCAAUCCACACAUUUGGUUCACUUGCAGCCCUCAAUGCUGCUAAAGCUGUUCUUGAAUUUAUCAGCAAGCUACCAGGAUACAACUCUCCAUUGCAGCAGCAUUACAUGUAGUUUCUCAUUAAUGUGUCAUCAUACCAUGAAAUUAGAGUUUUAACAACUAAUAGACAAAGGAGACAUCUUUAGGGGUUCUUCAGCAGAUUUGAAGCAGCAGGAACAAACUUCAUCUGGGACACAUUCUACAAGCCCAGAUUUUUAUAUCAAUCAAUGAUUCAGAAAUGGAAGAAGUAAUUUGCUUGCAACAA